GGUAACAGCAGGCAUUCCUUGUCACGUGACCACUCCAAGCAUCUUUUUGGUCCAUUUUAGAUGGUAGUGAGAGCCCUGAACGACACCCAAAAAUGACCAAGUUGCAGUUUUUAAAUGUGUUUUUGACCGAACGCCUUAUGCUGGCUGCCCAAGAGAUCUAUAAAUCUGUCGAAGACACGAUUUUGGAGUACCAAGAAGAGAUUGCGCUCAGAGAGAGAGAAAACGACCAUCUGAGACGCAGACUGCGAGACGCAGGAAUUGAAAUAUGGCCAGACCGCCAGUCCAUGGCGCUGCUGGAUGAGGAGGAUGCUGAACAUCCGCGUCGUGAGUGGAGUCCCAGCAUGGGUCAUGAGGAGCGACUUCCUCUGCAGAUCAAAGACAAAAGAGACCUCCGCAGCAGCCAGGGAGAGGAGCAGCUUCGUGGGCAUGGCUCUUGCAGCACGCCUGAGUCCAUGUUCACCCCUCCCCGUGUGAGCAACGAGUACCCCCAGGACCCCCCCCACACGUCUAGCCUCCCCCAGAGCCAGGGCGUGGAGAACAGGGAAAGGGACCCUGGUGCCAGGAGCUCCAGGCAUGUGAAGGCUGAGAGCGGGGGAAGCCACAGAGGCUCGUCCUCCUCCAACAGCGGACCUCAGCCCCUCGCCCCGGUCAACCCCAACUGCUCCAACGAAAAUAACAUUGACAUCAUAGGGGUGGAGAACGGCGGACAGUUGGUGGGCUCCAAGGGGGGUGCUGGGGGGAGUAGGGGAGGCCAGGUCUCGCACAUGCGAAACCAGGGUGGGAACCCCGCCGUGGACUGCCACCAGAAAUCCCCCCUCCAGAUCCACGUGUCGGCCUUUUGCUGCAAAGUGUGCGGCGAGGCGUUCAGCCAGGCAGGACACCUCCACGUGCACGUGCAGGUGCACACGCGGGAGAAGCCGUACCGCUGUGGUGUGUGUGGGAAGUGCUGCAGCUCCUCGGGACGGCUGCAGGAGCACCAGCGCAGCCACACAGGGGAGAAGCCCUUCCGUUGCCAGAUCUGCGGGAAGGGCUUCACUCAGAUGGCCCACCUGAAGGUGCACAUGAGGAUCCACACGGGCGAGAAGCCCUACAGCUGCCCCGUGUGCGGGAAGUGCUUCAGCCGCUCCGACAAGAUCAAACGGCACCUGCAGACCCACAGCCGUGAGGGAACCUACUUCUCAGGCCAAUGAAGGAAGACAAGACGGGCGGAAAAACAACUCCAUCUGAAAAUUCUUUUUUGAGAUAAUGGGAUAAUGGGACAUUUUUCACAAGGAAAAGCUAAAUUUGCUGCCGCUAAGAUGAAGCUUUUUGAAUUUCAAAGAAAUAGGGAUUCUUCGACUCUGUUUAGAGAAUGUUGUAUCCUAACACUUCAUGCCAUAGUCCCAUGCAAUAGGAGUUGCAUUACAUAGUCAAUUUAGUAUGUUCAAUUUCCUUUUUAUUUUAUUUUUGUACUUGUCACUGAAUGAAAUAGGGAAUCUUUAAGACACAGAAUUUGAUGAGUUUAUAGAUAGCCUUUCUUAAUUAUUUAGUCUUUCUGUAGUAAUAAAUUUAGCAUGAUUAUGAAGUCUUCCAUAUGCGCCUUGAAACUGAGAUGUGUUCAGAAUUGCAACAACGAGCACCAUUCUAUAAAACUAAGUUUCGUCUGGAAGUAUUGGCAUUGGGCUGUUAGGUCAUAAAUGAAGCACUGUUUGACACACUUCAAUUUCCAAAGUCACCUUGGAUAAACAGUGGAAAUAUUUUUUGUUCAAUUCUCAUAUUUGUCCAACGUACAGAUGUCAUGAGGUCAUUCUGAGCCCUCUAUGGGAAGCCUUUGUAGUCUGGUGACAUGACUCUCUGUAAGAGGGAGUGGUGUUAACCAGGCUAAUGCUUAUGUACAGUUAGCCAUCAAUAGCCUCCCAAGCACUUGAUAGUGACUGAGCAUGAGCCUCCCUAUGUCAUUGUUGCAUAACUGACUACUGCCAUCUAAGUUUAUCUAGAGCUGGUUGUUUUAUAUUACGAGGAUUCUGUUGCAAGACUGCUUUACUAUGUGUAUGAUAAUAAUGUGACGACGAGGAUGAUGAUUUUUAGUUCUGUAAAUUACCACUUUUCCCCCAAGUUCUCCUGUAUAGGGUCUAUGUGUCCUGUGUAUGACCUGUGCAAUGGCUUACAGCCAACAUGGUGCAGAGACACACUCCUCAGCCAUAUAGUAUUACCUUAUCCUGAAAUCUUAGCAAGACGCUUCUUCAUGAGGGUAGACAGGGUCAAGAUGCAUACAUUCACUUAGCAAAACCUUAUAACAUCGAUUAUUUCCAUGUUGUCUAUUGACUGGGCUAGUUGGAGCCCAAGGGUAUUGGCCCUUCAAAUGUCCUGUAGCAAUUAGGCUAGCAGCAACCAAGUUAAUUGUAGGAAGCAUUUUCUGUCUCUGUCCCACCCUCCUGAACAGGCUGUUGUACAGUUUUUAUCUCCACUCAGGACUGAGGCUACGCUAGUACGCCCUCACACCCGACCAGCAUACCCUCCCACCUCCCCCACACAUCCCCUCCCUCUCCAUUCCUCCCCCACACACUCCCUUUCCUCCCUAACACUCUACUCCGGGAAGCUGCAGCUCCCCCACACACACGCAACAUUACUGUACAGUGUUGUAUCAUUGUGUACUAAAUGUUAUUUUUUAAUAAAGUAGUAAUUGAG
Osmerus eperlanus (European smelt) is the source of this 2667-nucleotide messenger RNA. RefSeq names its product zinc finger protein ZFP2-like. Gene Ontology annotation, molecular function: RNA polymerase II cis-regulatory region sequence-specific DNA binding; DNA-binding transcription factor activity, RNA polymerase II-specific. The transcript is spliced from 2 exons. The record is from RefSeq and is a predicted model, not a curated record. NCBI's taxonomy places the organism in Eukaryota, Metazoa, Chordata, Actinopteri, Osmeriformes, Osmeridae. Bases 93 to 1190 code for a protein of 365 amino acids. Gene Ontology annotation, biological process: regulation of transcription by RNA polymerase II.